Molecule: messenger RNA, 744 nt
Organism: Closterium sp. Yama58-4
Lineage: Eukaryota; Viridiplantae; Streptophyta; Zygnematophyceae; Desmidiales; Closteriaceae
Source: the annotation of a GenBank genome assembly
AUGCAACCAGGGGGGGUGCAAUGGGGGGCGGCGCAACAAGGGGGGGUGCAAUGGGGGGGAUUGCAAGUAGGUGAAAGCCAGUCUGCAGCAAGAGGGGAGGGAGAUGCGCUGAGACAGGUGGGAUUAGGGGAGGUGCAAGCAGGAGUGGGGGAAUUGCGGCUUGGUGCAUCGGAGGGAAGGGAGGCACGGAGACAGGUGCAGAGACAGGUGCGACCAGGGGAAGCGCUUGGUGGGGUGGCGGUGCUGCUGGGGAGGCUUCAACUGGUGGAGGUGUCAUUCUGGGAGAAAGGAGUUAUUGACGACAUGAGGGAUGUUCUCAGCUCCCUCCCCCACGCGCCUCUCCUCCUCGACCUCUCCACCGACCGAGGAGCACUUAUUGUCGGCCACAUCUCUCGCCAUGCCGCCCGGAUUCACGCCCGUGCCGCCCAGGGCUCCCCCCUCCACCUCCAUCUCCCUCCUCGCUCUCACUCUCCCCUCCCCCGCCCUCUCCCCUCCCCCGCCCUCUCCCCUCCCCCGCCCUCUCCCCUCCCCCGCCCUCUCCCCUCCCCCGCCCUCUCCCCUCCCCCGCCCUCUCCCCUCCCCCGCCCUCUCCCCUCCCCCGCCCUCUCCCCUCCCCCGCCCUCUCCCCUCCCCCGCCCUCUCCCCUCCCCCGCCCUCUCCCCUCCCCCGCCCUCUCCCCUCCCCCGCCCUCUCCCUCCCCCCAUCCGCCCUCCUCUGGGCCCUUCGCUCUGCUGCUGGCUGUAG